Molecule: messenger RNA, 1266 nt
Organism: Encephalitozoon hellem ATCC 50504
Lineage: Eukaryota; Fungi; Microsporidia; Unikaryonidae
Exons: 1
Coding region: 1-1266 (421 amino acids)
Source: RefSeq, a predicted model, not a curated record
AUGAUGUCGCUGGAGCUGACCAAGGAGAACAUCAACGCAGUCUCUCUCGAGUUGGUGAAGGACAAGAAGAUGUUCGAUAAAAACGUGAACUAUGUAAUGAGCUUCAUGUUCAAGAGCUUUCCGGAAAAAACCGAGCUUCUCAGUAGAAUCAAAGUCCUCAGCAUCAAGUCGAAAGCUGCAAAGAAAAUAGAUCUGGAAUCAGACAUUAUGGAGCAGAUAGCAAUGAAUGUUUUUGCCAUUAAGAACAUCAACGAGGGGAGCUUCAUGAAGAACAUGAUGACUCUUUUCAAGGACCCAAGCACCUUCUCAAAGGUGUUUCUGACUUACUUCUACUCUGGUUCGGAUCUUGGAACCGAAAAAACGGAUGAGAUCUUGAACGAAAUCAUGGAGCUAAUACUCUGCGAGUCUGGUCUCAAGAAGGACUUUGAGGAGUUUAUGGCCGACAUUGGGCCCUCAGAGGACUUGAAGUCUGUAUCGUCCUGCGAAGAAGUAGCAAAGGAUCUGGACACAGGUGGCCCUGAGAAACUCGCCAACGAGGCCGUUGACGAUGAAUCAUCAAGCACAGCAGUGUCGUUGGUCUCCCUAGAUGAUUCCGAGGAAAUCAGGAGAAUCGAUGCAUCCAUCUCCUUACUGUUUGAGGGAAGAAAAAAGAAACUGUCGCCGCUGUCUCUUGCAACAUGUGCCAGGGCACUAAGCAUCAUGAACAUAAUACUAGAAAACAACUACCCCGGGCGUGUAGACAUUGUUCCUGCCCUCAUGUAUAUUUCAAAGAUAGACCAAGUAAUCUUCAAGCGGUCGUUGGCGGCCUUGAAAACAGUACUAAGGAAGAUAGACUACAAAGACAAGGAAAGGCUGUUUGAGAUGUUCUGCAUCCUGCUGGAGCAAAACCCAGAGAUGAUAAGAAUGACGAUGCUUGUUGUAGACAGCUGCGGAGACCAUUUUCUAUGGCCCGAGUUCCUCGAGAGUGUGGAUAGAAACGAAGAGGCCGAUUUGGACAUGAUUGAUAGAACCUGCAUUCCGGAGCAUUUUUUCUACGAGUUUAUAACGCUUACCGAAAAUCCAAAAAGAUAUCUGACUGUGGCCAAGAACAUGAUUAAGAACGAGACAAAUGUCGACGUCCUCGAAGACUUGCAUUCGAAGAUUAGGGAUAUUAGGCUGAGAGGAAUAAAGCAAAUGAAGGACGCCAUAAGCUCAAGGAUUGUGGCCUUGAAAGGUGAGGAGCGCCCCAAGAAACAAAAAAGAUCAGAAGAACGCCAUGAUAAUUAA